Molecule: messenger RNA, 1473 nt
Organism: Mytilus trossulus (common blue mussel)
Lineage: Eukaryota; Metazoa; Mollusca; Bivalvia; Mytilida; Mytilidae
Exons: 2
Coding region: 413-832 (139 amino acids)
Source: RefSeq, a predicted model, not a curated record
CGUUUCAUCUUAGUUUUGCAGACGAAGUUCUCAAACAUAAUUUAGAAAUUAUCAUUUUGAAAGAGAUUGGAGAAUCACAAAAUGCAUACAGUACAGUACAUGACUGCAAUCCACUCCAUCGAUGAUAUGGAGACCAGUUUUCUUGGCGGGUAGUUUUAGGUCAUCAGAUGAGGGAUGAGGGUACGGAAUUGGCCGAGUUGAGACGAAUGGAAUGGGGUUUGCACUACCCAGAAUUCAUCCUUUUCCGGUACUGAACUAAUGGCUUACAGUAGACGACCUUUCAUACUUGAAUGCAAUCCACCGUUACUGACUGCAGGAACGACCAUCCAAGGACAAUGUAACAACAUUAUUAUCGCCCUCUGACCUCAGUGUUAUAUCAUAUAACCGAAGUGACAGUCCAUUGAACAUACCUAUGCCACAAUCACUAAGAGCUAGUCCUUUACACGCUGGACCACCAACUAUGCCACAUGGAGAGGGAACUCAUCUUGCUUCAUCACCAGAACCACACAUUGAAGGGGCUCUUGUACCACGUCCACCACCUAUGUCAUGUGGAGAAGGACAAGAACAUGGAUAUAUGCCACGCCCAGCAUCUAUGUCACGCAAUGAAGAUCGCAUGUAUAUGCCACACCCACCACCUGGCCCACGUGGGGUGAGACAUGCUUUCAUGCCACAGCCACCAACGGUACAACGUGAAGCAGAUCAAGCACAUUUGCCAACAGUACCAAAAGAAGAUGGCCCUUCCUAUUAUAAGCGUAAAAUGUCUGUGAAACUGAGGAAAUGGAUAGUCUCCGUCACCCCAAUACGCAGUUUGGACUUACAGCUGAAGCAUUGAAAAACUGUAUGCCUACUGCACCUUCUGUGUCUCGAUCUGAGAGGAACAUUCGCGGACAGUCACACCAGAAAGGUGGAGGUAGAAAGACACUUCCUCCACUCCAAAGAAAUAGGCCUUAUUAGAUGGAUAGUUAGUAAAUGAAUAAAUACGUUGUUGCAAUAAGACUUAUGGUUCCAAAGAGUAAUAUAAUAUCAAUGUUAAGCAAGUGAAUAAUGUGAGUUAUAAAAAUACCAUCGAGUUGUAAUUAUGUAUGUGUGAUUUAAAUGUAAUCGAACUUAUUUUUACCUUUUGUGCUUUUUUACUUGUUUGAGCUAUAACUUAUUUGUGUUACUACUUGUUUGUGCUUUUUCUUGUUUGCGUUAUACCUGUUUGUGCUAUAACAUGUAUGCUUUUGUGCCAUAUAUGAUACUAUUAAUUGAUUGUUUACCUUAAUAAUAGAAAUCGAAAGAAAGGGACUGACUUAUGUCAAUGUUAUGCACUCAAUUGUGCCUUUAGAUAUAUGUUCUUUUCAAAAACCAUUUGCUCUGGAUAUAACUACUUCGCAGUUAAUAUCAAAAUUUGAUAACUCAUGAUUUAUAAAUGCUUGUGCUUGCUUAAAUACACAUGCUAAUCCCAAAAGCAACUGCUUGUGUUAGCCAAGG